AUUUAAUACAAUUUCUUUUUUAUUCAUAAAAUUAUAGAGCUAAACUACAAUUUGAAUUGAAGAGUGAGAGAGAGUUUAAUAAAAAAAUGAAUAAGAAUGAAUUCACUACAAUUGAUACACAAUAUGCUAAUGAACAAGAACAUCAAGGUAUUUCAUCAAUAUUUGCAUCAAGAAAAAAUUUCAUGGAAUGGUUUCGAUCAUUCUUCGAUAGAUCUUUAGUAAUAUAUCAACUGUUUUACUUUUCAUAUUAUGCUGCAUUUGGUUCACUUUUCCCGCUUAUAUCAAUCUAUUUUAAACAACUUGGAUUGAAUGCUUUACAAUGUGGUAUUCUAAGUGGGACAAGAUCAUUAGUCGAGUGCUUUGCAGCACCAUUUUGGACUGCAUUAGCUGAUAAAUGGAAGAAAGGCAAGAUGUUUGUUUUAGUUAGUUUAUUCUUUGCCAUGGCAUUCACACUUGGAUUAGGAUUUGUACGUCCAACACCAGAAGGUUGUUUAGUAAGUUUACCAAGAUCAACAAGAUAUAAUGCUACAACAAGUGACGAUGAAGAUGGUUUAAUUUUGAGCAUUAUUCAACCUUAUAAAGCAUCAAGAUAUGAUGAUGUUAAAUCUGUUGAUAUGGAUAGAGACUUAGCGUUGAAAAUCCGUAAUCAAUUAGGACAAUCACCACUUUAUCUAAACACUAAACUAUUAGUAUCUCCACCAAAAAUGAAAGCGACACGUUGGGGUACAGGUGUUGGACAACAGACUGGUGAUCAAAAUCUUUAUGCAAGAACACAAGCCUAUCAUGAUCCUACCCAAUUUCCACCUGGAAGUCUUGUUAUGCCUCUUUAUUCCACAGUUGUUUAUGGUCAAACAAAAAUCAAUCAAAUAUUCAUUGUAAUCCUAUUAUUGGUACUUUUUAGUGAAAUUAUGUCAUGUGCUGCUAUACCAAUUGUUGAUGCAGCAGUUUUACAACAAAGUGGAAUAGAUUUUUGUAAUAAUUACGAAAAACAACGUAUAUUCGGUUCGAUUGGUUGGGCAUUAUCAAUGUUUUUCAUUGGAUUAAUAUUAGAUCAUUCUACAAGUUUUCCUGACUAUCCAUGUUUACAUCCUGGUUAUCGUGAAAAAAAUUACAUGGUAUGCUUUGCAACAUAUUCAGUUUUUAUUGCAUUUGCUUUAUUCAUUGCAACACAAUUCACAUUUCAGUAUGAAGGUGAUUCAGAGAGUAUGUAUUUUAAAUUAGUGAAAGAUAAAAUGGCUAGAACAUUUUUGGGUAGAACAACAAAAAGUCGUUCAAAGUUAGUAAAUGAAGAUGAUGAAGAGGAUGUUGGUGCAAAAGAUUGGAAACCUGACCCAUUACUCCAUGAAAUAGAAACAGGAAAAGUUACUAGCAAAGAAAAAUCUAAACACAGUAAUGAAGAAAUCUUAGAACAACAACUUGGAAUCAAAAUUGUUCAAAAAAAUGAUGGAGUUAAGUUGAAAAGUCAAAAUACAAUGGAUGCACAACAAGAAGAAUUAGCUGCUGCGGCUCAAUUAAAAGUAACAAAUUGGUUUUAUGCAUUGAAACAAUUUCGUCAACCAAGUUUAUUGGCAUUCUUAUUCGUGAUAUGGUUUAUGGGUUUGGGUUUAGGUCAAGUAUUUACAUUUUUAUUUUGGCAUAUGCAAGAAUUAAAUGGUUCACCAACAUUAUUUGGUAUUGCAUCAAUUAUCAAUCAUGUAUCAGAGAUAUUAAUGUAUCAAUUUAGUAAACAAAUAAUUGAUAAAAUUGGUCAUAUAAAAGUUCUGUAUUUGGGAUUAGUUGGCAAUGUGGCAAGAUUUCUUUAUGUCUCUUGGAUCACAAAUCCAUGGUGGAUACUUCCAUUUGAAUUUAUACAAGGUCUUACACAUGCUGGUGUAUGGGUAGCCUGUUGUUCAUAUAUUAUGCAAGCAUUCCAGCCGGAGUUUCGUUCAUCAACAUUAGGAUUUCUUCGUGCAAUACAUUAUGGUAUGGGACGUGGCCUAGGUGCCAUAUUUGGUGGACUUGUUAUAUCUAGUUAUGGAACUCCAACAAUGUUCAGGGCGUAUGGAGCAGCAUCCGCUUUAGUUCUUUUAGGAUUUCUUUUAUUGAACUAUUUUAUGCCGAUUCCAGCGGCCAGUGAAGAAUCAAAUGAAGAUGAUAAAAUGUAUGGACAAAUUUCAUCAGACGGACGUAGUUCGAAUACAGGACAAUUUGGUAAUGUAUUCCAAACAACUGAAGUAACUCAUGACUACUAUUUACAAAAUGAACAAAAAUCAAAUCAAUUCCAACGACAACAAUAACAACAAAUAGUUUAUUCAUUAUUUUGGAUCUAAUAACAUUGAAGAUAUAACUCAUUAUUGUUAAAUGUUAUAAGAUCUAUGAUUUUAUGAUUACUAGCAACAACAACGACAACAAUAACAACAAACAUGGUAAUAGUUGGUUUUGAAUGUUAUUUCGAAUAUUUUCUUUUUCUCAAAUAAUACAUUACUUCUUUAGCGUUUUCUUAUACAAAAUUAAGUAAUUACAUACUGAAUUCUUUCUUCUUCUUCUUCUUAAAAACCUUCAGUUGAACAUUGAAAAAGAAAAAAAAAACAACUUCAUCAAACAUAAUCUUGAAUAAUUGUACUUUAUUUCCAUAUAAACAAUUUCUUAAAUCAUUUGAAAUUUAUUUAUUUAUGAAUAUAUUGACUUAUAACUUUGAUAUAAACUUCUUUAGUUUAUUUGAUUAAUCAUUUAUUGUUACAGUGAAUAAAUUCAUGUCAAGUAUAACAAUGACAAUGUAUAUUCAUUGAAUGGUUGUGAAUUAAUCCUUUUCCCUAUUACAGAUAUAUAUAUAUAUAUGUACACAUAUGUCAUUUCGCUUCUUCUGCUUCUUCUUCUCCUUCUUGUUAUGCAUUUAAUCAUUAUACUAUCUAAUGCUAUGAAGAAGAAAGUACCAAAGUAUUUUAUUUCUCUAAAAACUGAUAACAAUAUUUUACUGCAAGCAAGUACUUCAUUCAUAUUCUAAUUCAAUAUACUAAGUAUUUAUUUAUAUAAUACAUUUUUCAUGAUUCUCAGUAAUCUUUUACUCAAUCACAAAUAAGAAGAAUUUAAAGAUGUAAGUUUAUUCAUCAUUCAAAUUAGCGCAUUUUUGAUCAACAAUGAAGAAAACAACAAGUUGAUAGUAAUAAAUAGAAAUACAAAAUAAACUUAUAACAAAUUGAAUAUCUUGAACAGAUAAUUUUCUUUGUUAUAAGACUCGACUUUUAUACAGAUAAUCAUGACUAUUUCAAGUUGUGUUUCUAUUUUGAAAAUAAGUUGAAUACUUACAAUUUACAGAAAAAGGUUUAACAAAUAAUUGAAUAAUUAUAAUUUCAUCAUUUGCUUUUUUUUAUUUAUCAAAUUACAAUCAUGUUUAUCAUCAUUUUUCAUAUGAAACUAUGUAUUUCGACUUUGGGGGACGGAUAAACCGGUAAGCCAGGGGUUUUCGUGCACAUGUUACACAUUGUCGCGGAUAUUUUGUGUCAUUAUUUAUCAGUUAUUAACACCACUUUUCCCGUCACACGUCAAUUUUCGUAAUGUUUAUGCAUGUUACAUAGCUUUUAUUCCAGUUUAUGAGUAAUUUGACGUAUUUGUUGCUCACAACCUGAGUGAAUAUUAAGUCAGCCUAAUGUAGUUAUUUGUAACAAUACAACCUCAAGCAAGUAAAA
Molecule: messenger RNA, 3665 nt
Organism: Schistosoma curassoni
Lineage: Eukaryota; Metazoa; Platyhelminthes; Trematoda; Strigeidida; Schistosomatidae
Source: the annotation of a GenBank genome assembly